AUGGCUGACUCUAGCGCGCUUGGUGUUUCUGAGGAACCACUUUAUAAUCUUGAUAGUGAUGAACUUGAGGCUGAAAGUGUAGACAUUCAAUGUGAUGUGAAUGUUGAAGAUGGGGUCAAUGUCGAAGAUGGGGUCAAUGUGAUGCCCUCUUCGAGUAGUUGUCCUUUGGAGCCAUAUGUCGGUAUGUUAUUUGACGAUGUGGAAGACGCCCAAGCAUAUUAUAAAGCAUAUGCAAGGCGUAAAGGAUUUGCUAUUCGGACGAAUCAUACUCGAUUGUCUAAAGAUGAUAAAAAACUACUUGCAGUAGACUAUGUAUGCACAAGGGAAGGAUUUCGGCGGAUAAAUCGGAAAGAAAAAGAACGAAUAAUGCCUGAACCUGACGAGACAAAGAUUGGAUGUAAAGCUUUGAUGGGUAUAAAAAAAGAUGGUGAACACUGGAUAGUCAACAAGUUUGUGGUUGGACAUAACCAUAUUUUACUCACACCAAGAAGUACUAGUUUCCUACGUGGACAUAGGGGAGUUACUAAAGUCCAAAAAAAACUUAUAAUGACUUUGAAUGAGUUCGGGGUACCAACAAGGAAGAUUAUGUCGGUGUUGAGUAAAGAAUCAGGUGGUGACUUCAAUGUUGGCUGUAUUGGCAAGGAUGUAGAAAAUUUCUUGGGCACCAAAAGGAGAAAAGUUUUUGAAGAGGGUGAUGCACAACGACUAUAUUCCUACUUUCGUGAUCGCCAAUUUAAAGAACCUGGAUUUGUGUAUUCCAUGCAAGUUGAUAAAGAUGGGUGUAUGGGAAGUUGCUUUUGGGCUGAUGCUAGAUCAAGAUCGGCAUACCAGUAUUUUGGAGACGUUGUCACAUUUGAUGCCACAUACCUGACCAACAUUUAUAAAAUGCCAUUUGUGCCGUUUUCAGGAGUCAACCAUCAUCAUCAGACAAUCAUGUUUGGUUGUGCUUUGUUAGUUAAUGAGACAGCGGAGUCAUAUACAUGGUUAUUGAGAACCUGGCAAGAGGCAAUGCUUGGGCGUGCCCCUUCAACGAUAAUUACCGAUGAUGAUAAGGCGAUGGCGAAAGCUAUUGCAGAGGUACUACCGAAUACAACUCAUAGGUUGUGCUUGUGGCACAUUCUUCAAAAGUUUCCUGAACACUUGGCCCAUGUAUAUAAUAAGUUUCCUGACUUUCAAUCCCGAUUUCGUCAUUGCAUCCAUGAGACUAUUACAAUUGCUGAGUUCGAAGAGGAAUGGGCAUCGAUAUUGAUGAAGUAUGAUUUAGGAGAAAAUACUUGGCUGCAAAAUCUUUACAUUCGACGAGAAAAGUGGGUUCCGGCUUACUUGCGUUCAACAUUCUGUGCCGGGAUGUCAACAACUCAACGGAGUGAAAGUAUGAACAAAUUUUUCAAAGACUAUGUUCGAUCCAGUACUAUGGUCAGUGACUUUGUUCAUCAGUAUGAGGCGGCUAUAGAUGCACGUUAUUUUAAAGAGAAAGAGAAAGAUGUGCGGACGAAGUCUACUCGUGCGAUAUUGAAGACACCUCUUAAAAUUGAAGAGGAGGCAGCACUGAUUUAUACAAGAAAGUCUUUUAUGAUCUUUCAGGAUGAGUUGUUUGAUAGUCUACUGUACAUAUCAAGAAAAUUGUCCACAGAGAGUGAAAGCAAGACUUAUGGGGUGACACCCUAUGGUAAAGAAACACCUGUUUACCAUGUCACGUUGGAGAGUGGUGAAGGUGUUGCCACAUGUACGUGCCAUAAGUGGGAGUUUAUGGGGAUUCUCUGCAAGCAUAUCUUGUGUGUUUUUGGCAAGAAAGGUAAGUUAGAUAGAUUGGCACAGCAUUAUGUAUUGGAAAGAUGGACUACUAAUGCUAAGAGUCGGCCAAUCCCUGACAUACCAAGUCCUACAGGGCUCCUUCAGCUAGGAUUAGAUGAUCCUACGAUGAGAAAAAGCAAGUCCAUGAUACAACUUUAUGACAUUGUUGAACUUGGGUCGCAAUCAGAAGAAAAACACAGUUUCCUCACCCGUGCAUUAGAGAAGAUUCAUAAAGAAUUACUUGCAAUGGAAGAUCACGUAGAUACUGAGGGAACACAUUAUUCAAAUAGAGGAGUAUUUUGCAGUAUUGAUCAAGUAUUAACAAGUCAAGUUGUAUCAAACUUUUCACAAACGGUUCAGGACCCUCCACGGGUGCCAACAAAAGGUCGACCAAAGUCUUUGAGAUCCAAGAAUCCAAAAGAAACGCAAACAACAAAGAAAAGACGUUGUAGCAUUUGCAAGGCUGAAGGACAUGCUAAGAACAAUUGCCCCUCAGUAAGGGAUGUUCGGCCAACAUCUGUCAACCUGUCACAACCAAUGUAA
Molecule: messenger RNA, 2337 nt
Organism: Carya illinoinensis
Lineage: Eukaryota; Viridiplantae; Streptophyta; Magnoliopsida; Fagales; Juglandaceae
Product: protein FAR1-RELATED SEQUENCE 5-like
Exons: 3
Coding region: 1-2337 (778 amino acids)
Molecular function (GO): nucleic acid binding; zinc ion binding
Source: RefSeq, a predicted model, not a curated record